Conger conger (European conger) is the source of this 9525-nucleotide messenger RNA. RefSeq names its product kinesin family member 26Ba (gene kif26ba). The coding region runs from base 497 to 7006 and encodes 2169 amino acids. The record is from RefSeq and is a predicted model, not a curated record. Lineage: Eukaryota; Metazoa; Chordata; Actinopteri; Anguilliformes; Congridae. Gene Ontology annotation, biological process: microtubule-based movement. Gene Ontology annotation, molecular function: ATP binding; microtubule binding; microtubule motor activity. The transcript is spliced from 15 exons.
GGACUGCAUUGGGAGCGGCAGUGGAUAGCAGCGCCACUGCAAGCUUGCUGCCACAGACAGUCUGACUGCCUGUUUAAUCCUUGCGCGCACUCUACAGUUCUGCAACAGCAACACCACAUCGCUUGUUGCCUCGCACAGUUACAGGGAUUGUGAUCGUGGGGAGAUGGCCGAAUUCAAACAGACCUUGGCGUCUUUAAUAACUACCUGAUUGCAUUGUGGAUUUUAAAAGUCGGCAAUAUCGAAGGGCAGUGGGACUUAUACAUGCUUGGAAAUUUGCGGGACCAGCGCAAGUGGAUUUACGCCUUGAACCACAUUUAUUGUUAUUACUAUUUUACUUUUUUUGUGCCGUGGUGCUCAAUUGGAUGCAGAUUCUGCACAGUAUUACUCCUUGAUCGAGCAGUGAAGAGAGGGUUGUGUGGUUGACUGAAGCCGUUUUUGUUGGAUGUAAAACAAUAAAGAUUUAAUUUCUCCCCAUUCCCCUUCCCUAACCUUCAAUAUGACUUCUCUCUCUGGGAAUAAAGACAGAGGAACCAACAGAAGCCGCAAAUAUGGGAUCACAGAUGCUUCUCCCACGAAAUCAGCUUCAUUUUCUCCGGAGACAUGGUACCGUAAAGCUUACGAAGAGUCCCGGACCGGUAGCCGCCCCGCCCCCGAGGGUGCAGGAUCCAUGCCCGGUUCGUCUGGAACACCAUCCCCUGGAUCUGGCACAUCCUCUCCUGGGUCAUUUUCUGGCUCCCCUGGCACCACAUCCCCGGGAAUCCUCACGGGCUCGCCGGGUUCUCUGGGCGGUUCCCCUGGAUUCGGCACUGGAUCACCUGGUUCUGGCAGCGGGAGCUCGCCGGGGUCUGACCGAGGAGUUUGGUGCGAGAACUGUAACGCACGGCUUGUAGAGCUGAAGAGGCAAGCGCUGAAACUGCUCAUUCCUGGACCCCUGUCAAGCAAGGACCCCUCGUUCCCAGUGCUGCUCCAGGACAAGCUCCAGGUGCCCAACAGCACGCGCAAGGCCUGGAACGAGCGCGACAGCCGCUGCGAUGUCUGCGCCACCCACCUCAACCAGCUGAAGCAGGAGGCCAUCCACAUGGUCCUCACCCUGGAGCAGGGCGAGGCUUCGCCCAGCUCGCCCCCACCCCUGGCCCUGGCCAGCCUGCCCCUGGUGGGCUCCCGCGGGGCCCAGCAGGGCCCGCCCCGGGACUGGGCCUACCUCCCCUCCGCCUACCACACCCCCAGCUCCUCCUCCACCCCCUCAACCAACACCACCACCACCACCAGCUUCUACACGGGCUACCCGAAGCACGGCUCCAAGCCCAACAGUCUCGGCGUGGGAAACGGGGUGGAGAAGAAGAACGGAUCUCCCGCUCACGCCGGCAAGCCCAGCGCUCAGCUGCCGACCCACCCGCCCGUCAGCCCCGGCAACGGAAACGGAAACAUCCUGAGCUCCACGGCCCUCCAGGCGCAUCAGUACGCUGACGGCACCUGGUCCAUGUCUCGCGCCAACGGGGUCACCCUCUACCCCUAUCAGAUAUCCCAGAUGAUCUCGGAGGGGUGCCGGGAGGGGCUCACAGAGGCCGUGCUGAACCGCUACAAUGCUGACCGGCUGCCGCCGUAUAGCUUCCCUGCUCCCCAGGCCCCCGUGGUCACCACGGCGCCCCCUAGUGGCACCUCGGCUGCUGCCUCCUUCUUUGCAAGAGCUGCCCAGAAACUGAACCUGUCCUCCAAGAAGAAGAAACAGCGCCCUGCACCCCCCCUGGCAUGCGAUCCGCCCCUCUUCCCCACCAACUUCAGCGGGAUCCUGCAGACCUCACCCCCCCCCGCCCCGCCCUGCCUGCUCCGCGCUGUCAACAAAGUCAAAGACACCCCCGGACUGGGCAAGGUCAAAGUCAUGCUGCGGGUUUGUCCGGCUCUUCCGGGAGAAGCCUCCGGGUCCAGCUCCUUCCUGAAGGUGGACCCGCGCAAGAAACAGAUCACCAUAAUGGACCCGACCGCCAACGGCCCGCAGAACACCCAGCAGAAACGCGGAGGAGCCAGUCAAGCCCCGCCCAAGAUGUUCGCCUUUGAUGCUGCCUUCCCCCACGAUGCAUCACAGGCUGAAGUGUGCGCGGGCACCGUUGCCGAAGUCAUCCAGUCGGUGGUCAACGGGGCCGACGGUUGCGUUUUCUGCUUCGGGCACUCGAAACUGGGAAAGUCCUACACGAUGAUCGGGAAAGAUGACUCCAUGCAGAACCUGGGCAUCAUUCCCUGUGCCAUCUCCUGGCUCUUCAAACUCAUCAACGAACGCAAGGAGAAGACGGGCGCCCGCUUUUCGGUGCGUGUCUCUGCUGUGGAGGUCUGGGGCAAGGACGAGAACCUGAAGGACCUGCUGUCUGAGGUGGCCACGGGCAGCCUGCAGGAUGGCCAGUCCCCUGGGGUCUACCUCUGCGAGGACCCUAUCUGUGGCAUGCAGCUCCAGAAUCAAAGCGAGCUCCGCGCCCCGUCGGCGGAGAAAGCUGCCUUCUUCCUGGAUGCUGCCAUCGCAUCCCGGAGCAGCAGCAGGCCCGACUGUGACGAGGAGGAGCAACGCAACUCACACAUGCUCUUCACCCUGCACAUCUACCAGUAUCGCAUGGAGAAGACCGGCAAGGGAGGCAUGUCUGGUGGACGGAGCAGACUGCACCUAAUAGACCUGGGCAGCUGUGUGAAGGUCCUAAGUAAGACCCGGGACAGUUCCACUGGCCUCUGCCUCUCUCUCUCUGCCCUGGGAAAUGUCAUCCUGGCUUUGGUCAAUGGCAGCAAGCACAUCCCCUACAAAGACAGUAAGCUGACAAUGUUGCUUCGAGAGUCUCUUGGCAACAUGAACUGCCGCACCACCAUGAUCGCCCACAUCUCCGCCUCGCCGACCAAUUUCUCUGAAACCCUCUCCACCAUCCAGAUCUCAUCACGGGUUCUCAGGAUGAAGAAGAAGAAAGCCAAACAGUACACCUCCAGUUCCUCUGGGGGCGAGAGCUCUUGUGAGGAAGGGAGGAUGCGUCGGCCCACCCAGCUGCGGACGGUGAACUCCCGGAACGUGGUUGACCCUGAAAUGCCUCUGCUGCACCUCUCCAGUGACCCUGACGACUACUCCAGCAGCGAGCAGUCCUGCGAUACCGUCAUCUAUGUGGGACCUAAUGGGUCCGCCUUGUCCGACAAGGAGCUGACAGACAACGAGGGCCCCCCUGAGUUUGUGCCCAUUAUCCCCUCCCUACAUAAGAGCAAGGCUGAGCAGGGGAAGACGAUGCCGCGGGCGGUCCCAGAGCCAGAGCAGGCCCACCUCCUCCUGCAGCAACGCCAACCCACACAGCCAGCACCGCCGCAACCGGGGCAGCAGGCGACACAGCCCCAGGAGGUGCAGGAGGAGGGAGGGGAGUCUGGAAAGCAGGAGAAGGACUGCCUGAAGUGCAACACCUUCGCCGAGCUCCAAGAGCGGCUCGGGUGCAUCGACGGGAGGGAGGAAGUCAGCAGCUUUCCCUUUGAGGAGCACUCCGCCAUCCGGGCAGCUGGGGUUGGGCCUGUUUACGGGGUCCUGGGGGAGGGUGCAGCCAAACCCGGUGCGGAGACCCAGGCACACGCAGUGGCCAGGCGCAUCUCAAACGAUCCGCAGCUGGAAGAGAUCCGGGAGGCGGUGGAGGAGGCAGAGAUUGCCCAGUCUAUGAUAGAGAGCCUGUCGAGGUCGGGGGUGGGGGGCCGUGCCCUCUCCACCAGCAGAAGCGUGACAGGCGGGAGCAGCAGUGGCAAUGCCACACAGCCUGUGCCUCUGCAGAGAGCCAGGAGCUCCAAUUUCUGUGACAGCAAGGAGGGAUCCAUUGACGCUAAGCCCCGACCCAUGGGCUCUCCCAGGCUGGGAGUGGCUAGCCUAACUAAAACUUCAGAGUACAAGCCACCCUCAUCCCCGUCCCAGCGCUGUAAGGUAUACACCCAGAAGGGCGUGGUACCCAGUGUGGCCCCACCCUCAUCCCCGCAAAGCUUGAGCAGGGAUAGUGGGAAGUCCUCCACGGAGUCCCUCCUGCAGCCUGAGUCCAGGACCUCCCCCGUAGGCAUGAGCCCUCAGGCCCCAAAAAGGUCUACAUCUCCCGUUAGCGCAAGCUCCUCCUCUGCUGAGACCCUGGACGAGGACCCAGGACCAGGAGUUGCCGCAGUUGCCACUGUGACAGUUCAGCAGCCACUGGAGCUGAAUGGGGAGGAUGAGCUGGUGUUUACCCUGGUGGAGGAGCUGACCAUCAGCGGGGUUCUGGAGAAUGGCCGGCCCACAAGCAUCCUCAGCUUCAACAGCGACUGCUCCUUGCAGGCCCUUGCUUCUGGCUCCCGCCCUGUCAGUAUCAUCAGCAGCAUCAGCGAGGACUUGGAGUGCUUCCCGAGAGCUGUCAUCAGUACCACCUCUACUCCCACUUCCGCCACCAUCUCAGAGGUCAGUAUCUCCAGGAGCCUGCCUCUCCCACAGGUUGAGGGGGAAGCGGAGGUGACCCUGCCCAGCCGCCGCUCCUCUAUUAGCUCCUGGCUCAGUGAGAUGAGCGCUGGCAGUGAUGGAGACCAGUCCUGCUACAGCUUUGUCGCCCAGCAGGGCUACGGGCAGGGGGAGGCUCUGGCUGAGCCCCUUCAGAUUGACUUUUUGGAGGAAGAGCCAUUUGAGGACACAAGCAAAGAUCCAGAAGAGGCAGCUGCGGACAUGGAGGUGCCCACUGAGGGGAAUGUUCCAGAAAAGAGUGUGCCGAGCAAAGAGAAGCUGAAGAGGCUGACUAAAACCACAGUCACUGUUUCCAAUGCACAGAUCCUGGGUGGCCUGGGUGGCCUGUGUGGCCAGGGUGGCCUCUUCCCUAUCAGGACCAACAUCAUGGUCCAUCCCUGUGUGGUCGUCAAGCCAAUGAUUCACCAGGACUCGGCCCAGGUGACCUCCCUCACAAAGAGCCUGCAAAUGAAAGGCACCAGGGCGAAGGCCCUCUUGGUCUCUGGUGACAUCUGCUUUGAGGACCCCUGGAUGAAGAGGGAUGGCGACGAGCCCAAGUCACGGGAGCCAGCCUGUGAGGUGAAGCCAGAAAGGAGGGCGGUGGACGCGGUGAAGAGCUUGAGCCCUGCCGACAGGCUCAGCUCAAGCAGUGGGGAGGCGGCCUGCUCCCCUGACGCACUCAAGCGGGUAGUGGAUGGCUGUGAAAUGGUUCUGGAUGCGUCAGAGAACCUUGCUCCAGCACAUUCGCCCGACGUCCUGCGCACGGCCAGCCUCCCACGUGGUUGGCACCGUAUGAACAGACAUGACGGCCUUGAUGAUGCCUCUCUGCGCUACACCGGUGGGGAGCACAGGGGCCCUGGGGUCACCAGCUCUACCCCCUGCAGCCCCAGGUCCACGCUCGAAAGGAAGGGGUCGUCCUCGAAGCAGGGCCUCUUCGCCCGGCCGAAAGGAAUGCCGCCUCUGCCUCCAGUGAGGAAGUCUAGCCUGGACCAGAGGAACAGGGCUGGCUUGCAGCAUGGGUCAGGGAGCACCCAGGCAUUGUUCAUGGGCUGCUCGGCUGAGGAUUCCGGCAGCAACGGAAAGCUAAAAGGAACCGGCGUGGAGAGCAGCAGCAGGCUCUUCAGUGCGAAGCUAGAGCAGCUGGCCAGCAGGACCAACUCCCUGGGGAGAUCCCACAUAGGGCACUAUGACUGCCUGUCUCUGGAGAGGGCUGAGAGCCUUGGCUCAGUCGGCUCCAAGUGCAGCAUUGGGAGAGACUGCACCAUGCCCAGAGCUGGCAGGAGCCUGAGCCGUGGCUCGGUGUCCUCGGCCGCUGCAGGCCCAGGGGGAAACGGCAACGGACCGCAGUCGCCCAAGGCCAGCCAAUCCAAGAUCUCAGCGGUCAGCAAGCUCCUCAUGGUGAGCCCGAAGGCCCGGAGCCUGUCGGCCUCCAGCACCAAGACCCUGAGCUUCUCCACUAAGUCCCUACCACAGGCCGUGAACAGGAGCUCCAGCAUGCCUCCCAAUGGGAAGAACCAGGCCCAGAACCAGAAUCAGAACCAGAACCAAACCCAGAAUCAGAAUCCGAGCACCUGGUCAACCCAGUCCCUGAGCCGGAGCAGGGGUUCAAGCCUUGCAGCCAAGCUGCCCCUACGGGCCGUCAACGGGCGGAUCUCUGAGCUACUCCAGGGCAGCGGGGGUUCCCGUGCCGGGCACGCCCGGGCCGGGGCAGAAUCAGAGGAAAGGAGCGGGGCCCAGGGAGAGGAGAGAUCGACGGUGGUCCACACCCUCCCCUCGCCUUACAGCAAGAUCACCGCCCCCCGCAAGCCCCAUCGCUGCAGCAGCGGGCACGCCAGCGACAACAGCAGCGUUCUGAGCGGCGAGCUGCCCCCGGCUAUGGGCAAGACGGCCCUCUUCUACCACAGCGGGGGCAGCAGCGGCUACGAGAGCAUGAUGCGCGACAGCGAGGCCACGGGCAGCACCUCCUCCGCCCAGGACUCCAUGAGCGAGAACAGCAGCUCCGUCAGCAGCCGCCGGAGUCUCAAGAACUCGAAGAAGAGGAACAACGGAGGGUCCCAGCGGAGGCGACUGAUCCCCACGCUUUCCCUGGAGACCUCCUCCCCGGUCAGGAAGCCCAUCAUCAGCCCCGGGGUGCGCUGGGUGGACGGCCCGCUCCGCCCCACCCAGCGGACCUUGGCCGAGCCCUUCGAGAUCAAGGUGUACGAGAUCGACGACGUGGAGCGCCUGCAGAGGAGGAGGGGUGCGGGCAGCAAGGAGCUGGUGUACUUCAGCGCCAGGCUAAAGAUCCUGGAGCAUCGGCAGCAGAGGAUAUCCGAGGUGCGGGCCAAGUACGACUGGCUGAAGAAGGAGCUGGAGCAGACUAAGCAGUAUCUGAUGCUGGAGCCAGAAAAGUGGACCAGAGAAUUUGACCUACAGCAGACGUUUGAGGUAGACUCCCUGGAGUACUUGGAAGCCUUAGAAUUCGUCACCGGGCGACUGGAGAACCGGGUCAACUUCUGCAAGUCCCACCUGAUGAUGAUCACCUGCUUCGAUGUCACCUCCAGGCGGCGGUAGAGAAGGAGACGGCCUUAGCCCCCUCUCCGCUUCUGUACAGCAAAGGACCCAUGGAAAGUUGAGCAGCUUGGUCGAGGUGGGAGGAAACGGACACGGUGAGAUGUAUCGGUUAUACACGGUUUUCCUGGUAUUAAGGAGCGAUAGGCAAACGGAUAAUAUUUUUUAAAAGUCGGGAGAAGGGAAGAACGGGCGGACUGCGGAGACUUGACAGCAUUUGAUGACACGCUAUCUCCAGCGAGACUGGCAGAGCACUUUCUUUGAGUAACUUACGAGUCCUAAGGUUGUAAAUAAGUCUUGCAUGCUCGCUUCGAAGAAGACCUGACAUGCCAGCGGAAUCCAUCAAGUGUGGAGAGAGAGAGAGAGGGAGAGAGAGAGAGAGAGAGAGAAAACAAACGUGAAAAAGAAAAAAAGGACAACAAGUGCCUUGCGAAGACUUCUGUAUUGAAAUUGUUUAUUUGUGUACAGUUGGUGCUAGCUGAAAUAGAUUUAAAAAACGAAAAAAAACUACACAAAAAAAUGCAGCUCGUUUUACUCGGUGUUUUAUCCUGACUUGCUGUUUUAUCAGUCCUUUGUACUUGUAUUGUUAUAUAAUAGACUAAAAAUUCCAACAUGUUACAAAAUGUUAUGUGUAUGUUUUCUAUUAUUUUUUUAUCCUCCCUAAAAAAAAAAAAGAAUCUCUGAGACCAUUUGGAAUGUGUGGGUUAGAAUAAAAAAACGAGGCGAAAGGUCGGUUUGGCUCAUCACGUUUUUUGUACCGUUCUUGGCAACCCGUGGAGCAAGACCAGGUCUUCCCGUGUAGCGGCAUGAAGAGAACGACAGAGCUGCAUUUCUCAUGGCAUCGAGACGGAGCGGGCUUAAACAAACCCUAACUGCAGGAGCUGCCAAUCCCAGUGAGGUAGAACGAGAAAACGACCGUCGCACUUAAAGCGGUUCAGUGACCUUUGUGUUUUUUGGGCGUCCGAGGCCACAUAUGGAAAGGUUUUAGCUUCGCCCAAAGGGAAAGCCCUCGUGUUUCACCUCGAGACGGUCCGUAUUUCACUGCUGGAAACGAAAACGGUAUUUGGUGUAACGGCGUGGUCUGAAUGAAGCUGUGGAGAAUGAAUUUAACUGCUGGACCAAGUAUGUUUUUCCUUGACAUUGGGGGAAAAAGAAACGAUAAUUAAAUAAGGACUGUGCGAUCCAGGUCCUGGGGAGCUACUCAGUGUACGCUGCUUAUCGUGUAAACCGGUUGCUACAGCUCUAGCGGCUAAUUAGCCUUGUAUUCCGAUGCCGAUUCUCUUGUGUAUAAUAUCAUGUUUCAGAACAGGGUACAGUCUCCAGAAGUCAUAUUUUAUCAAGCAUAAAAAAACAUUUCAGAUUACAUUAAUUUGUAGACCAAUUCAGACAGUUUAAUCAUGAGGGAUUAACAGUGGCAGUGACCUAGAAAAGAAUCUUAGAGUCCACCCCUGAACUAAACACAGACCCCAGUGAAGUCUGAAACAUUGCUCCCCUCUCAAAGGCCUCUUUUACAAAAACUACAACAACAAAAACCCAUUCACUCCAUGUGGUCUCAUUGCAGUGGUGGUGCACACACCUUGGCUAUGUUGGUGCUUCAUAGUUUAAGCUCUACAUGUUUAUAUAUACAUAUAUACAUAAAGUCUGCUUCCUGUACUAACUGUAAACCCACCUACUUCCUUACCUACUUCCCCCCCCCCCCAUCAGCAAUACAGGCUGCUGGACUAUCAUACCCCACCCCAUUACCUUUAUCACAGUAAUGAAUGAAGGAAAUUAUUUAUUUGCAAACUCAGGAGGCCUGUUUGACAAGAGUUGCUUAUAUUAUAUAAUUUAUUUACACAAUAUGAUUUGCAAAGUGCUAUGCAUUUGACCAGUAGCUAAGCCCAUUUAUAUAUAUAUGUAUAAUAUAUAUAUCAUAUAUAUACACAUCUAUGCGCGUCACAUUCUCAUUCUAUGUAUACACACACACGCACACAUUCUUUCAUUUCUAUUUUAUAAAUGUUUUCCUUUUUCUGCGAACGUGCUUGUCUUGAAUCGUGCGGGAGAGGGGGUAGAAACCUUUUGAUCUGAAAUCAAAAGGCAACGGAAUGCCGUGUUGGUUUGCAGGUCUGUGUUUGUCCAUGGAAGAUUGCUUUUAUGACCUUGUGAAUCUUUGGCCAUGCUUUUACAAGUAACACGGUGUGGUGUGCAGUGUAAAGCAGAAAAGGUUUUUACCUUCUUUUUUUUUUUUAACCAUUAUUUUAUUUUUUACACAUCUGUUCACGAGUAGUGGCUAGGCCGGAAGUGUGACUUUCAACAUUGGUGUGGAUUCACAAACGUGUUUUUGUUUGGUAUGAUAUGUAUUGAAAGAACUAUUGAAAUUCCUUAAACUCUUUAGAGGAAUGAACGAGGUGAUGUCCGAAGUAUACAAGUAAAAAUGAGAUGGAAAAGAGUUCAACUGCCAUAAGAAUAAAUAAAAUAAGAAUAAAAUGAAUAUGAGUGCGACAGGAGGACAAAUGUAAAUAAAGGAGUGUUGGAAGAAAUAA